Gasterosteus aculeatus aculeatus (three-spined stickleback) is the source of this 4206-nucleotide messenger RNA. The record is from RefSeq and is a predicted model, not a curated record. NCBI's taxonomy places the organism in Eukaryota, Metazoa, Chordata, Actinopteri, Perciformes, Gasterosteidae.
AGGACACACUGGCUCUGACACUAUGUGCAACUAAGUUAGAUUUUUCAUUGUGCGUGUUUAAAUGUAUCUAAUUAUAAGAAACGUUACGAACAACCUGCCCUUUUUUGAACAAUAAUAUGGGGUAGCUCCACUUUUAUAUUCUUUUUUGCUGUUUGCCUCGAUGUCAAGAGAUAUACCCGCACGAGAGGACUAUAUUCUCCCGGUGAAAUUUAUAUACUUUAAAUAAGAAAAGCAAGUGGAACGUAAGUAGAGUUCUUGCCACGGAGGCUCGAUGGUUGGGCUUCGUCUGUCCCUGAAGCAGAGGUAUUCGGUGCUGCUGUGUUUUGCUGUCGGGGCAAUAAUCGUUCACUUCUCAAGGUAAGGCAAACACACGCAGCUUGCACGAGCCAAAGGGAGGUUGAACACCGGCGUAAACCAGGAAUAAACAAGCGUUAUUAUUAAUGAAUAAUAAUGAAGCAAAUAGAAACUUUACAAAUGUAAAUAUUGCGUUCAUCCCUCUGGAUUUGCGCGGUUAUUUUGAGUGUUUAAUUACAUUCUGAAGUUGCGGGUUAUGUAAACCAAGUUGCCUAUGAACUUUUACCUGGCUCACCUGGAUUGCGGACAUUGAACGUGAUGUCAACGCAACACUUCACCCGACUUCACUCUGCAAAUCCUUUUUAGUGCUGAUUUAUGUACAUAUACAUGUAGAGGAUAUCUCCUUUGUUCCUUUGUGGUCAAAAUCAAAGGAUUUUGUUCCUCAUUCCCGGGUCCUUCUGCUGCGAGGACAUUCCAAUGCAGUGAAUCCAGUUUUCUGAUCAGCUGAAACUGGGCUCUGAUGUUUUGCCCGAGGGCAUUUUUGUUCUCCGUGCCGGCCUCCCAUGACCCGGUGGAACUAUGUCUCAAAUGUCUCCGUGGCCUUCAAUCCAUUCGCAGUAGUUGACCGAGUCAUUUCUCCGGCGAACUGUACUUUGUCCCCCUCCCGUAGGAAUCGCCUCGCAGCGAGAAGAAUGAGCCGCGUGGACGGUUUGAGGGCCAACUCCUCUCAGUUCACUCUGGGGGGAGAACCCUUCCGCAUCCUGGGGGGCUCCAUCCACUACUUCCGUGUCCCCCGAGCCUACUGGGAGGACCGGCUGCUGAAGAUGAAGGCCUGUGGCCUCAACACCCUCACCACUUAUGUGCCGUGGAACCUGCAUGAGCCCGAGCGAGGGGUCUUCGACUUUGAGGACCAGCUCGAUUUAGAAGCUUACCUCCGACUCGCGGGCCGCUUGGGCCUCUGGGUCAUCCUGCGUCCGGGGCCGUACAUCUGUGGCGAGUGGGAUUUAGGGGGACUACCCAGCUGGCUACUACGGGAUCCAGACAUGAAACUGAGAACAACCUACCCGAGCUUCACCGAUGCCGUCGACUCCUUCUUUAAUCAAGUCAUUAAGAGGGUUGUUCCACUUCAGUACUCCGAGGGCGGCCCGAUUAUCGCAGUUCAAGUGGAGAAUGAGUAUGGCUCCUACGCCAAAGAUGGAGAGUACAUGCCUUUCAUCAAGGAGGCAUUGUUGUCGCGGGGCGUCACGGAGCUGCUGCUGACCUCAGACAACAAGGAAGGGCUGCAGCGCGGAGGAGUGAAAGGAGCACUAGAAACCAUCAAUUUCCAGAGACUGAACCCGAAUGACAUCAAAUAUCUGGAUGGAAUACAACCUCAGAAGCCUAAGAUGGUGAUGGAGUUCUGGUCGGGCUGGUUUGAUCUUUGGGGGGAGCUCCAUCAUGUGUUCCCAGCUGAGGACAUGGUAGCUGUGGUCACGGAGAUCCUCAGGCUGGACAUGUCCAUCAACCUCUACAUGUUCCACGGAGGGACUAAUUUUGGCUUCAUGAGCGGAGCGUUUGCCGUCGGAAUGCCGGCGGCCAAACUGAUGGUGACGAGCUACGAUUACGAUGCUCCAUUAUCCGAGGCUGGGGAUUACACCACCAAGUACCGUCUUCUGAGGGACGUAUUCAGCCGCUACCACGCCCAGCCUCUCCCUGAUCCGCCCUCUCAUCGCGAGACGACAGCGUACCAGCCCGUUGUCAUCCAGCAACACCUGUCUCUGUGGGACAGCCUGCACUUCACUGACAAGCCUUUGAAGUCCGAGAGGCCGGUGAACAUGGAGAACCUCCCCGUCAACAACAACAACGGCCAGUCCUACGGGUACACUCUGUACGAGACCCCCAUCACCAGCGAGGGGACCCUCAACUCAAAGAACAACGUUAGAGACAGAGCACUGGUUUUUGUGGGCAAACAUUUUGUUGGUGUUUUGGAUUUUGAUACUCAAGAACUUGCAGUCCCUGAUGGGAAGGGAAAAAGAACUCUGAGUUUACUGGUGGAGAACUGUGGAAGAGUGAAUUAUGGAAACACUCUGGAUGAGCAGCGCAAAGGUCUUGUCGGGGAUAUCGAGUUCAACAAGCGGCCUCUCCGUGACUUCAUAAUUCGUAGUUUGGAAAUGAAGCCAGCUUUUGUAGACAGUCUGUGCCGUUCAGGCCACUGGGCGUCUAUGCGUCAGCAGCCCACCUUCCCGGCUUUUUUCCAGGGCAAACUCCAUGUGAGCGGCUCUCCUAAAGACACCUUCAUCAAACUGCCUGGCUGGAGCAAAGGUGUGGUGUUUGUCAACGGCAAGAAUCUGGGUCGCUAUUGGUCCAUCGGCCCUCAGCAGACUUUGUAUGUCCCGGGACCCUGGCUUCACAGGGGGGACAACCAGGUCGUAGUGUUUGAGGAGCAGGAAACUGACGGCAGGAUUCAGUUCUCCGGCGGCGGCGAGUACGGCAUGACCGUCGAUGUCCAGUGAGACGCCGUCACGGCAGGGGGUCCCUGGCUCUGACUCAGGGACUGUUUUAUUGUGACAUUCUAUUGGACCCUAUUUUUUUUUUAACAGCGCCAUUAUCUUGCAUUCAUAUGCUUCCACGCAAACCACGAGGCUUCUUCUUCUAUUGUCACAAAGGGUUGUAAAAUCUCUACAGACGUAAUUUAUAAUCUCUGCUCCGUGAAAAGGGUUAUUAACAAAGGGCGGCGUGACCUCCGUGUCUGUCAGGAAGCUUGUGAACUGCUUUAUUUGUGCUGCACACUGAGAGCCUGUUUGAUACAAACCUGCUUACUUUUUAGAUGUACCCUCUUGUGAUCCCGCUGUGAACUCCUGCGGAGAAGUAAAGAUCAGAAGCCGUCUUUGCAGAGUGUCUUUUCUCCUCUUUUACGUGUGGUGCCUGCUUACCAGCCUCACAUCCCACCUAUUUUCUUUAGGGAAUGAUGCCACAAGGAAGCGGUGCUGUGACAUUUGAAGAAUAAGCCGUUUAAUCGAUGGUAUUUUGACAUGUGUCGGUAUGGCAGGUUAUAUGUGGACAAAGCCUAAAAAACCAAAAUAUCAAUAAAAAUAUCCUUAUAAUUAAAAAAAAGAAUCAUAAAAAUUGCCAUGAUAUAGUAUGUUAUCAGAUUGCCAUAAAAAGGUGUCAGUACAGUAUGCCGUAAAAUAGUCAUAACAAUAUCAUAUUAUAAUAAUUCUUGGAGGUUCCAUUAAAAUAUCAUGAUAGAGUAUUCCAUCAUAAUGCAAGAAGAAUAUUACGGCAUUGAAUGUCAGGAUAAAAUAUUCAAAGAGCAGAGACGUGUAUGAUUGACAAACAUAUUACAGUGUAGUAAAUGCCACAGUGUAGCAUGUCAUAAAAAUGAGUAAUUACCCGUUGGCUUCAAUUCUGUUUUUGAAGUUUUUUGACGUACUACUCAAUUACUUUUUCAUUACUGGUUUUGACCUAUUAUACAAUAACUUUAAUUCCAGCAUACUACAGUAUAACUUCUUAAUGGCUUUUUCCUGGCUCUCUCAGAUGUAUUAUGCAUUGACUAUUUGACACAUUAUACUGUGACUCUUGGUACUAUACAAUACAAUAUUUUAUGAUACUGUGACUUUUAUUGAUUCAAUACAAAGUAUGAGUUCUUGAUUACCUUUUUCAUGAUUUUAUUGAAAUGUUAUAUUAUUCUGACUUUUUUUCAAUAUGCUAUUUUCAUGACUGCCCUCGGCUUAUUCUGCGGCUUUUUUCAACAUACAAUAUUAUUAUUUUGAUGAACCCUCGCUUGAAAUAAAAUGAUAAUAAAAACCUAACCAUAACCUAUGGUUACCAAACCUAACCAUAAUAUGUUCACGCGUCUAAUGACAUGAUAUACUAUUGCUUUUCUAUGUCCUAGUGCACUUUGUAAUAUGAAUAAAAUACCACAAAGUUGUA